CAGCGCGGCCCGCGGCUUCCGAGCUGCCAUGGUGCCGCCGCCGCUGUGCACGCUGCCGCCGGGCCCGGAGCCGCCCCGCUUCGUGUGCUGGUGCGAGGGCCAGGAGGGCGGGGACGAGGACGGCUUCACCCUCUGCGUGACGGACGGCGCGCGGCUCUGGAGCACCUGCUGGCCGCCGGACGGCCUGGCGGCCCUCAAGGCGCGCUUGGGGCUGAGCGCGGCGGAGGACCUCGGCGCCCGGUUCAGGGCAGCCUGCCAGCAGCAAGCCAUGACCGUGACCCUGCAGGAGGCGGCGGCAUCCCUGACGCUCCCCGGGGCGCCCUCCGCCCUGGCCUUUGAGCUCUCCGAGGUAGCCGGCCCAGAGGCAGCCCCCAGGCUGCAGGCGCUGACCCUGGGCCUGGCAGAGCGGGUGUGCAGCCUGGAGCGGCGGCUGGCAGCUGCGGAGGAGUCGACCCCCAGCCCUAGGAAGAGCCCCCGGCCCGGGGGGCCUCAGCUCUUCCUACCAGAUAUGGAUCCCCAGAGAGGCGGCCCUGGACAGGGGCUCCGGAGACGGUGUCCAGGGGAGUCCCUCAUCAACCCCGGCUUCAAGAGUAAGAAACCGGCCGGCGGUGUUGACUUUGACGAAGCCUGAAGUGACAGCGAAGUGUGGCUGUGCUUGGAGUCUGCCUAGGGGGGUGGGUGCCACCCUGGGAGCCCCCGCUGCCCCCUGGUCCAUCCUGCUGCUCCUCAGGACCCUGCCCCAUCAAAUAAACGGUGCCCUGAG
Messenger RNA from Lepus europaeus (European hare), 763 nucleotides. It is a transcript of the gene PAXX, whose product is annotated as PAXX non-homologous end joining factor. Gene Ontology annotation, molecular function: molecular adaptor activity. Bases 29 to 631 code for a protein of 200 amino acids. The transcript has 7 exons. Lineage: Eukaryota; Metazoa; Chordata; Mammalia; Lagomorpha; Leporidae. The record is from RefSeq and is a predicted model, not a curated record. Gene Ontology annotation, cellular component: nonhomologous end joining complex; site of double-strand break; nucleus. Gene Ontology annotation, biological process: double-strand break repair via nonhomologous end joining.